This is a messenger RNA of Cetraspora pellucida, 311 nucleotides long. The record is from the annotation of a GenBank genome assembly. NCBI's taxonomy places the organism in Eukaryota, Fungi, Glomeromycota, Glomeromycetes, Diversisporales, Gigasporaceae.
CUCAACAAGACGAAGUUUUUGAAUGGGGUGACGAACCAAUAAACCCACGUAUACCAUGGAACCAAGAGAUCCAAGCUUGUGUCAAUAAUUUUUGUGAUCUGUGUUCCGCAGGUUAUUGUUCAAAGAAUAGUCACGUCGCAUGGGGUUGGAUUAGGAAUUGGGAUUGGAAUAUUGUUCAGUUUAAGCUAGAGGUAGAUCGACAAAUUAAUUCUUUAAAAUGUGAACGAUGUUCUAGUAGAUUUAAACGUAUUAAUCAUUAUAAGGGAGAUAGAUGUCCUUAUGAAUGGAAUUAUAAUUGGUGGAAGUCAUAA